AUGGAGCCAGAGAUUGGUAGUGGUACAUCUGAUGAAAGCGAAACUCAACAAAACAUGUCCGAUGAAAAUAACAGUCCCGAACAGAAAGUGGUCCGAGAACGGAAACCAUUGGUAGGAAUACCAUUGGAAUCGAAUACGCGUUUGAAGAUCGCUGUCAAGAAGCUACAUGUCUGUGGUGAAUGGAAGUGGCUGCAGGGAGGAGAGGAUACGUGUGGAAUUUGUCGAAUGGAGUUCGAAUCAGCAUGCAAUAUGUGCAAAUUCCCAGGAGAUGAUUGCCCGCUCGUUGUUGGAACCUGUAGACAUGCGUUUCAUCGUCAUUGCAUUGAAAAAUGGAUUGCUGCUCCAUCAAAUCAACCAAGAGCUCAAUGCCCGCUCUGUCGGCAAGACUGGCAAAUUGCUGAUUAA
Molecule: messenger RNA, 405 nt
Organism: Caenorhabditis briggsae
Lineage: Eukaryota; Metazoa; Nematoda; Chromadorea; Rhabditida; Rhabditidae
Gene: Cbr-apc-11
Product: Protein CBR-APC-11
Exons: 3
Coding region: 1-405 (134 amino acids)
Biological process (GO): anaphase-promoting complex-dependent catabolic process; protein ubiquitination; positive regulation of mitotic metaphase/anaphase transition
Cellular component (GO): anaphase-promoting complex; nucleus
Molecular function (GO): zinc ion binding; ubiquitin protein ligase activity; cullin family protein binding
Source: RefSeq, a predicted model, not a curated record